Asterias rubens (European starfish) is the source of this 5904-nucleotide messenger RNA. RefSeq lists its product as uncharacterized. The coding region runs from base 57 to 5168 and encodes 1703 amino acids. Gene Ontology annotation, molecular function: G protein-coupled receptor activity. The record is from RefSeq and is a predicted model, not a curated record. Gene Ontology annotation, biological process: cell surface receptor signaling pathway; cell-matrix adhesion; G protein-coupled receptor signaling pathway. The transcript is spliced from 27 exons. Lineage: Eukaryota; Metazoa; Echinodermata; Asteroidea; Forcipulatida; Asteriidae. Gene Ontology annotation, cellular component: membrane.
CCAUACCUCAGGAGUUUCCGUUUACAGUUCCAAUUCUAGCAGUUUUUUGGACCACCAUGAGGGACAACGCGGAUGGGGAUGUGAAGUACCGUUCGCUUCACCGGAACUCUUCUACUGAAGACGUUUACGACCAAGCAGACGAUGUUGUUCGUCAGGCGUUCGGUAACCAGUUAAAUUUCAGAGCUUCGUGGAUGUUGAUAGUAACCUGGGUGAAUGUGUCAAGUUACUGGUUCCCCAUGGCCAGACAAACGUUUCAAGCAGUUAUAGUGACGGAUGGCAGACGGGCUUAUACCAUCUUCAAUUACAAGGAAAUUGAUUCAACAUCUUCAAGAUUUUAUAUGCAUACCCAGGUUGGUUACAAUGCUGGUGAUGGGGUAGCCUACUACGCUGUGCCAAAAUCAUUGACGGACCAGAUUUACGACAUCGAAGAGAGAACAAAUAUUGGCACUAGAGGGCGCUGGCUUUUUCGUUUAGACACAGAAGUUGUCAUUUGUCCAAACGAUACUAUUGUCUCAUUCAUCGGGGGAAUGCCAGAUGAAGCUGUCAUUUGGUCACCGCUGCCAUCAGCCAUUGACUCUGCGGGAGGUGUCAUUGAUCCAGCAAGUAUCGUUUGUGAAGACCAAGACGGCAAUCCUACGAUGUCUGGUGACAUAUUUCCAGCAGGGAAAACGAGUAUCACAUGUACUACUGAUAUUAAUGAUACUGUACCGUACCAGGGAUAUUGCCAGUUUACGAUCACUUUAAGAGACAUUGAGCCUCCGGUUGUGACGUGUCCGGACAACAUUUAUUCCAGGGCAAGUCGAGUAGUCAACUGGUCAACUAUGCCAACAGCAACCGAUAAUGUUGACGGUAACAUCACCUUUAUUACAUGUAUAGAUCAUAACAACCACCAGGCUGUGUCAGGUUGGGUGUACAGAGUCGGGAUUACUGAGGUGACAUGUACAACACGCGAUUGUGCAUCUAAUCAAGGAAUGUGUACAUUUAACAUCACAACUCUACCAGAACCUCUUACAAUCAACUGUCCUACUGACGUCAUCAUCCCUGUGUUAUCAACCACACCUGACGUAUCUUAUACAUGGAUCCCUCCAGUCUUCUCAGACAAGUCUGCUGGUGUGCGGCUUGUUGGCGGAAGCGUCCCCUCUGACGGUAGAGUUGAAGUAUUCUAUGAGGGCCAAUGGGGCACUGUAUGUGAUGAUUCAUGGGACAUCAAAGACGCAAACGUUGUGUGCAGACAACUUGGCUUCACUGGUGCAACUGAUGCUUGGCGGAGUGCACGCUUUGGACGAGAAACAAGUCAAAUACUCAUGGACAACAUCAACUGCGAUGGAAAUGAGGAACGGCUUCAAGAUUGUGCUUUUCCAGGCUGGGGUGUCCAAAAUUGUUACCAUUCACAAGAUGCUUCAGUGACGUGUGACACAGAUCGGUCCUUUAAUAACUCAUAUCGGUCUGUUGUUGUGGUGUUUGGUUGCCUGGCAACCGUCUCCAAUAAAUGUCAUCAAGAUGGGUACGGAAAUUUCUCAGUUGGAGAUACCGAGGUGAUGUACAAUGGAACAGACAAGUCUGGGAAUCAGAACUUCUGUAACUUCACAGUCACAGUCAAAGAGGUUAAUUUAGUCUGCCCGCUUAACGUGACACUACCAACCGAAGCCGGCUCGGACACAACCAGAGUCAACUGGACAGAACCGGUUCUAACCGGAUGGGACGAGACAAACUUCACAUCGACUGCUCAGUCUGGAGAUGUAUUUCAUAUUGGUUCACAGAGGGUGACGUACCAUCAGAGGUUUGCGUCCAGUCUGAUUUUGACCUGCUCCUUUGAAAUCGUUAUUGUAGAGGUAAAUCUUGUAUGCCCACAAAAUAAGACCAUCUUAAUGCCGCCUGAAAACAACAUAACCAGAGUCAACUGGCUGGAACCGGAACUCACUGGAUGGCACGAGACCAACUUCACAGCGUCUGCCGUUUCUGGAGGUGCAUUUCCCAUUGGUUUACAUGGCGUGACGUACAAGCAGUGGUUUAGAGCUACCAAUCUGGUCUUGAAGUGUUCCUUUGGUAUUCUCGUCAUCGUAAAAGAUACAGAAAGUCCAGAAAUAGAAAACUGUCCUGAUGACGUCAUCCUUCCAACCGGAUCAAACACGCCCAUAGUGCAUACAUGGGUCCCUCCAGUCAUCUCAGAUAAAGUCGAUCAGUCUGUUGAUGUGGAGUUUGGUUGCUCAGCAACCGUCUCCAAUGAAUGUCAUCAAGAUGGAAAUGGAACUUUCUCAGUUGGAGAUACCAAGGUGAUGUACAAUGGAACAGACACGUCUGGGAAUCACAACUUCUGUAACUUCACCGUCACAGUCAGAGAGGUUGAUCUAGUCUGCCCGUUGGAUGUGACAGUCUUGACUGAUCCUGACUCGAGUACAGCCAUAGUCAACUGGCAAGAACCGAAUCUAACCGGAUGGGACGAGACAAACUUUACAUCGACCGCCGUUUCUGGAGAGGCUUUUCCAAUUGGUUCACAGAGUGUGACAUAUCAGCAGUGGUUUGGAAUCAACAAUCUGGUUCUGACAUGCUCUUUUGAAGUUGAUGUUGUUGAUAACGAGCCUCCUGGUAUCAGUGGCUGCCCUGAUGAUGCGAUAAUUCCUGCCGCAUCGACCACCCCGGUACCUCACUCAUGGGUCCCUCCAGUCUUCUCGGAUAACUCCAAUCAGUCUGUUGAUGUGGUGUUUGGUUGCUCAGCAACCGUUACCAAUGAAUGUCAUCAAGAUGGAUACGGAAAUUUCUCAGUUGGAGAUACCGAGGUGAUGUACAAUGGAACAGACACGUCUGGGAAUCACAACUUCUGUAACUUCACCGUCACAGUCAAAGAGGUCGGCCUAACAUGUCCUGUGCUUGAGGUAGUACCAGCCAGUCCUGGCGAAAACUCAUCCAGUGUGUUCUGGAAUGAUCCGGAUGUAACCGGAUGGGGCGGAUCAAACCUCACCUCCACUGCCAAGUCCGGAGAUGUAUUUGAGAUUGGGACAUACAAUGUUACAUACGACCAGUGGUUUGGGGUCAAUAAUCUACAGUUGACAUGUUCUUUUAACUUCAGUGUUGUUGGUCAAUGUGUGAAUGACAAAACCAAUGAUACCCAACAUGGUGACUUGUCAUGGCUGGCCACGAUUGCUGGAACUGAGGCAAAGUCAGUUCAGAGAUGUGAACUUCUAACUAAAAAAGCUGGGCAUCCGAAAGCCACCAGGAAUUGUUCAACAGCUGCGUCUCCCCUGUACUUUUCUUGGGAAGAUCACGUGGUACAAAGCUGUGGCGAACCAGAGGAGACCAUCAGUGUUGAACAAGUCGUGGAGGUCCCUGUCAGUGCAGGAAAUGCAAAAGAAGUGGCUGUGUUUCUGUCUGAGCAGACUUUCUCAUCUUCAGAUUCUAGCGAUGACAACGUCGAAGAUAUUUCAACGAUUUUAGAAAACAUUGUCAAGGCAGAAUCAGGGGAUGUAGAGGUGACCGAGGCUGUUAUUCAGACAGUUGCCAAUGUCAUAACGAAUGUUCAAGAGAGCCAAGGCACCGCGGACAGCACGUCCUCCUCGGCCAUCGUGAAGUCCGUAGAACAACAGGUUUCCCUGACCCUUCAGCAAGGAGGAAAUGUCAGCAUACAACAGGAAACCAUCCAUGUCAAAGCUGUGAGCAUUGACCCCCAGAAAGCAAGUAAUGGAUUCAGCUUUGCGUCAGUACAACAGGAGUCAGCUGGCUCGAGGUCACCACAAGAGGGCUCUCUAGAUGGCACUGAGGUCAAGACAUUCACGAAUGCCAGCGAAGUACCAAAGGAUGUUGUUGCAUCGAUUCAGUUACCAGCGAGCAUUCUUGACCAUUUGCCGCCAGCCUUUGCUAACGCGUCAUUGAAGAUUAGUUUCAUAGUCUACGCUGAUGACACGUUGUUCCAAACGGGCGUUAAGAACUUGACAUCAAAGGUCGCUGGGUCCGUCGUUUCACUGGCAGUGGAAGGUGUCGAGCUAAAAAACCUAACUGAUCCAGUGGUUAUAGACUUCAAGACACCAACCAAUGCAUCUGAGGAGGAUUUGGACACCAUCCAAUGUACAUUCUGGGAGUUUGGUAGCGAAGAGGAUGAAGCUGGUUCUUGGUCAACUGAUGGGUGCAAACGAGCAGACACACCCACUGAUAAAGUCUCCUGUGAAUGUGACCACGCCACUAACUUUGCCAUCCUCAUGGAUGUGAAGGGUCAGAAACGUACAGAUGAUGGUCUCUCAUUCACCCCAGCACUUGAUCUCAUCAGCCAAAUAGGAGGUGCUCUAUCGGUCAUUGCUCUGUCUCUUACCCUGGUAAUAUACCUCUCCAUAAGGAAACUGCGAACCGGCAAAUCUCGUCAAAUUUUCAUCCAUUUCUGCUUCUCCUUGCUACUGCUCUACCUCGUGUUCCUGGCUGGUGUGGACAAUGCUAGAGGCUCUGGAGGAGGGUGUGUAUUUGUGGGUGCUCUGCUUCACUACUUGACUCUGACCACCAUGAUGUGGAUGGCUGUUGAAGCCAGGAAUAUGUACGUCAGCACCGUUAAGGUGUUCCCUGAGGACACUCCCCUGUACAUGGUCAAAGCUGGACUCCUUGCUUGGGGAUCUCCUUUCAUCCUACUGAUAAUAACACUAUCAGCAGCGACAGACUCCUACCGGAAUGAACAUUAUUGCUUCAUCUCUCCUGGUCUGGCCAUGUACCUCGGUCUCCUCACCCCAAUCGCUCUCAUCCUCCUCCACAAUGUCAUCACUUUCAUCCUGGUCAUGCGCAGUCUCCUCAAGGUCAAAGAGGCAUCUCGGUCAGAGCAAAUAACCAAACGCCUCCAGAAUGCUGUGGGAAUCUCAGCCCUCAUGGGCUUAACUUGGUGCUUUGGGUUUCUGGCCAUUGAAGGGGCAACUUUUGCCUUCCAGCUCCUCUUCUGUCUGUUUAACUCCUUGCAGGGUGUGCUUGUGGGUGUCAUGUUCUGUGCCCGACGUGAAGAGGUUCGAGUGGCAAUUGCCCCCUACCUGAGGCGUAUCUGCUGUGGGCGUGAAUGCCGAUUGCCCAUCCAUCGCGAUGAGAAGCCUACUAGUCUAACAACAUCUCAGACUGCACCUAAUACCAUGUCUACCGCUCCAACCACUAACUUAGACAUAUCGGUAUCUGCAUCACCUCGUGAGGCAGAGACGGAGAUACGCUAAGUAGAGACAGACAUUUGCUAAGUACAUGUAGAGACGGAGAUACCUUAAGCAGAGAUAGAGAUAUGCUAAGCAGAGACAAACAUACGCUAUAAAAGUAGAGACGGAAAUACGCUAAGUAGAGACGGAGAGACGCUAAGCAGAGAUGAAGAUACAUAGUGCAGAUUGAGAUAUGCUAAGUAGAGACAAGGAUACGCCAAGCAAAGGCAGGGAGACGCCAAGAACAGACGGGGAUACGCUAAGCAGAGACGGAGAUACGCUAACUACAGACAGAGAUGCGCUAAGUACAGAUGCAGAUUAUGCCAAGUAAAGACGGAGAUACACUAACUAGAGGUUGAGAUGCGCUUAGUAGAGACAGAGAUACGCUGAGCAGAGAUAGACAUACAGUGUACGCUAAUUACAGACUUACAUGCUAAGCAGAGACGUAGAUUUGCUAUUUUAGUAUAACCCUUCUUGGUUCAUCUCAUAGACAUCACUACUCAGAUAUGAGAUGUUCUACCACGUGGUGUUACCACAAGUGCAUCUCAAACUACUGGUUCCUCUUGGAGCCACCACUACUUACAUGAUAAUGAGAUCUUCAACCACGUGAUGUUGUUGUUUACAAAUGUUCAUGCUUGGAAAUGUUUUGAUCAGUGUACAGUGAAAUGGUGUAGUAAAAUAAUUCUUGAUGGGUAUCAGAAAUGAACCCUCUUCAGCUUUAUCAUCCAACAUAAGAAGAUAUAUUCAGUCAAUUAAUGUA